Messenger RNA from Nicotiana attenuata, 1970 nucleotides. RefSeq names its product protein PIN-LIKES 5-like. The record is from RefSeq and is a predicted model, not a curated record. Lineage: Eukaryota; Viridiplantae; Streptophyta; Magnoliopsida; Solanales; Solanaceae. Gene Ontology annotation, biological process: endoplasmic reticulum to cytosol auxin transport. Gene Ontology annotation, cellular component: membrane. Bases 320 to 1567 code for a protein of 415 amino acids. The transcript has 11 exons.
AGAGUUGGCAAUAAUAAUUCUCUCUCAGUCUCUAUUUUUUCUCUCUCUCUAUUUAUCUCUCGAGUGGGUUUAUGAGUUUUAAAUUUUAAUAUUUUAAGUUUAUUAAGUAGGAUUUUUAACACAAAUAUAAGUUUUGGGAAGAACUAUAACUUCGCCUCAGCAUCAAACCCAUGCUUAAUUCCAGGAUGUUUUGAGACAAUCUACUAGGGUUUACAAGUAGUAUCAAAUUGUGCAAAAAGGAGUUACAGCUCUUUUUAAGUACAAUUAAUUUUAUUGAGAUUUAAUUAGAGAAAAGAAUAUCAAGAAGAAGAAGAAGAAGAUGGGUUUUUGGACAUUAUUUGAGGUGGCAUCGAUGCCAAUAUUGCAAGUACUCCUCAUAAGUAUUUUAGGUGCUUUAAUGGCCACUGAUUACCUCAAGCUUCUUCACUCUGAUGCCCGAAGGUCCCUUAAUAAAAUCGUGUUCGUGGUAUUUACGCCUUCUUUAAUGUUUGCAAGUUUGGCAAAGACUGUCACAUUGGACGACAUCAUCUCAUGGUGGUUUAUGCCCAUUAAUAUAGGGCUAACUUUUCUAGUUGGAGGAAUUCUUGGGUGGUUAGUUGUGAAAAUACUGAAGCCAGAGCUACAUUUAGAAGGACUCAUUAUUGCUACAUGCUCAGCAGGUAAUUUGGGGAACCUUCUUUUGAUAGUAAUUCCAGCAAUUUGCAAGGAGAAAGGUAGCCCAUUUGGUGAUCAUGGAAUUUGUGCCUCUGUUGGUCUGUCAUAUGCCUCUUUCUCCAUGGCAGUUGGUGGUUUCUACAUUUGGACCUACACAUACCAUUUAAUAAGAAGCUCAUCUGUGAAAUUUAAAGCACUUAAAGCAGCUGAGGAAGAUGCUUUGAAGAAACCAAAUAACGAUUUAGAUGCAAAUGAGAAAUCUCAUCUUCUUGAAGAUGAUGUUGCUGUUAGCAUUACACCAACAAAUUCAACUGCAUAUGACCCAGAAAAUCAAACUAAAACAUGUGAAAAAGCAGACAUGGAACCAAAGAAAGAGGAAGUAACAUCAUGGAGUAAAUUUUUGCACAAAAUUGUGGAGGAGCUAUUGGCACCUCCAACAGUUGCAGCAAUUAUAGGACUUAUAUUUGGUUCAGUAACAUGGUUGAAAAACCUGAUUAUUGGUAGUGCUGCUCCCCUUAGAGUUAUCCAAGACUCAGUCAAAUUACUUGGGGAUGGGACCAUUCCAUGUAUUACUCUUAUACUAGGAGGAAACCUCACCCAAGGAUUAAGGAAGGCAAAAGUGAAACCAAUGAUCAUAAUAUCAGUGGUGUGUGUACGGUAUAUAUUCAGUCCUCUAGUAGGAAUUCUAGUUCUUAAAGCAGCUGGAAAACUAGGGUUCCUUGCAGCAGAUCCCCUUUACAAAUUUGUGCUAAUGAUUCAAUACACAUUGCCACCCGCCAUGAAUAUCGGAACAAUGACACAAUUAUUUGAUGUAGCACAAGAAGAGUGUUCAGUCCUUUUCUUGUGGACUUAUUUAGUUGCAGCAUUUGCACUCACCAUUUGGUCCACUGUAUUUAUGUGGUUGUUGUCCUAAUCGUCACGAGAGGACAAUAACUAUAAUUACGUCUCAAUCCCAAACAAGUUGGUGUCAAACAUGAUUGUCACAAGACAAAGAUGAAAAUAGGUCCUUUUUGUCCCCCUCUACCCCCUAGCAAAAAUGGGGUCCGUUGAAGUAAAUCUCCAUACACAUCCUACUAUGGGAAAAAAUUUGCGAGAUAUAUCCUAUGGAAUUAGGAACUAGAAAUAUGACCAUCCGUAUAGAUAUAAUAUAUAUACUAGUGUGUGUGACGAUUAUUUUGGUCUUUUUUCCUCCUUUUUUUAUUGUUAGUAAUUAUCAUGUCUAGCUUCAAUUCUUUUCAAGUAAUAUAUGUGUCUUCCUUCAGAGGGUGGUUGGAAAUAUUAUAUAGUUAUUAUAUUUCAUGGGAUUGUCCUUUGAA